Messenger RNA from Malania oleifera, 3900 nucleotides. RefSeq names its product helicase-like transcription factor CHR28. The record is from RefSeq and is a predicted model, not a curated record. Gene Ontology annotation, molecular function: ATP-dependent chromatin remodeler activity; ATP binding. Lineage: Eukaryota; Viridiplantae; Streptophyta; Magnoliopsida; Santalales; Ximeniaceae. The coding region runs from base 322 to 3558 and encodes 1078 amino acids. The transcript is spliced from 12 exons.
CAAUAAUUCAAAACACUGCCUGAAAAGAAGAACUUCAACUGAUCUUUAAUUUUUUGUUUUCCUCCCACAGAAAAAAAAACUACCGUCAGGCCCGUCUUUUGGUUCGCUGUGACACAACGCCGUUACACUCUCCGUGGAUCUCUCUGUGUCUCCAGCGAUGUCCGUCUUUCUCACUAGGCCGGUCACUGGAAACCCUAUCUCAAGUUUUCGGGUGCAAUGACAAUCGGCCAUUGGAGAGCAGUUUCUGGAACUGGGCCUGCAGUUUAAUUAGAUGCAUGAUAAUGUGGAUCAUCUUCAUACUUUUAUUGACUCUACCUGGAGAUGUUCCACUUUUUCAAUGGGUGGAUUUGCAGCUUAAUUUCAAGAUGUUGUGCAGGGCUGGUUGGUUUACCAUUCAGGAAUUCUUUUUCUAGGUUGAUUGCAGAAAAGGAAAAUUGGCAUUCAGCUUUUGUGGGUGCAAUGGAUCCUAUAGAUAUUUCUUCUUCUGAUAGUGAUUGGGAUAUAGAAGAUGAUUCAGGACACAAAUCACCUAUUAGGGAAUCUGCUCCUUCCAAUCCCAGGAUUCUUCCAUCAUGGGCAUCUACAUUUGGUACCCAUUCAAGGAGUAGAGGUUAUGAUGAACAAUCUCAAAAGGUUUCUUCUUCUGAAGGAGCUCGUGCUCCUUAUGAAAGGUCUUCAACUGUUGAUAAUCCUUCACGGGCUAGACACCAGUUCAAUCUUAAUUCUAAUAACAAUAUUAGUGCCUCAAAUUGGCAAUCUGCUCCAGCAGAUGAUUUCUAUUAUUCUGCAGCGAAUGGGAAUGCGGGUCAACCAAGUAAUGUUUUGGACAUUGAAAAUUUUGAUGAGGCUCUUAGUUCUAAAAGUUUGGAUGCGUCAUCAGGUAGAGAUCACAGAAAGAUCUUGUCUCACGAAGCUCUAAAGAGGACCCUUCCAUCCUCAGUUCAGCCAUCUGUUUCACGAAUUAAAGCAAAUAAUUUAGUGGAGAAUGUGGGCAGCAGUCAGAUUCGUGAUACUCUUGGAUUCCCUCCUGCACGGACAAGUUUAACUAACAACCAGAGCUAUACAGGAAACUAUUUUAGCAGGAGCAAUGAUGAUGAAGUUAUCAUGUUUGAUAAGAGUGGAAGUAGGGUGUUGCCUCCAUCCGUGAUGCAAGGAAAGUCUGCUUCUACAUCACAGUAUGCUAGUUCAAGUGAUCCUGCAUAUUAUUCUGGGAUAGGUGAAGAAAGAGCUGCCGAAAAUGAUGAAAGGUUAAUUUAUCAAGCUGCGUUACAGGAUCUUAAUCAACCUAAAAUUGAAGCUAAUUUUCCUGAUGGACUAUUAUCAGUCACUCUUUUGAGACACCAGAAAAUUGCAUUGGCAUGGAUGCUUCAGAAGGAAACCAGGGCAUUGCAUUGCUUGGGUGGAAUUCUGGCUGAUGAUCAGGGCCUUGGUAAGACUAUCUCAAUGAUUGCCCUGAUACAAAUGCAAAGGUCUUUGCAAUCAAAAUCUAAACCAGAAGACCAAGGCAAUUACAGGACAGAAGCCUUGAAUUUGGAUGAUGAUGAUGACACUGGUGAUGCUGGUUUAGACAAUGCCAAGCAGAGUGGUGAAACUGAUGAUGUUAAAGUGACUCCAGAAGUGAGUAAUUCUUUGCGGUCGUUCCCUAGGAGAAGGCCAUCAGCAGGUACAUUGGUUGUGUGUCCAGCUAGUGUUCUUCGACAGUGGGCUAGGGAGCUAGAUGAAAAAGUUGAUGAUAGAGCUAAACUUUCCAUUUUAAUCUAUCAUGGAGGCAAUAGGACAAAGGAUCCUGUUAAAUUGGCAAAGUAUGAUGUGGUCCUCACAACAUAUUCAAUUGUGACUAAUGAAGUUCCUAAACAACCUUUAGUUGAUGAGGAUGAUGUUGAUCAAAAAGAUGGGGAAAAUUGUGGAUUGUCUUCCGAGUUUUCUAUUAAUAAGAAAAGGAAAAAAUCGAUUGAUGGCAGUAAGAAGGGAAAAAAAGGUAGAAAAGGAAUUGAUAAUUCCUCUUUUGAUUAUGAUUCUGGUCCAAUUGCUAGAGUCGGUUGGUUUAGGGUGAUACUAGAUGAAGCUCAGACCAUUAAGAAUCACAGAACACAAGUUGCUAGAGCCUGCUGUGGCCUUCGAGCCAAAAGAAGGUGGUGCUUAUCUGGAACUCCCAUACAAAAUACAAUUGAUGAUUUGUAUAGCUAUUUCAGAUUUCUCAGAUAUGACCCAUAUGCUGUGUACAAAUCAUUCUACCAUGCAAUAAAGAUUCCGAUAUCUAGAAAUUCAACCCAUGGUUACAUGAAGCUGCAGGCCAUUCUGAGGGCUAUUAUGCUGCGUCGUACCAAAGACACGUUGAUUGAUGGAGAGCCUGUAAUUAGACUACCACCAAAAACAGUACAUUUAACUAAGGUGGAUUUCUCUACUGAGGAGCGGGCAUUCUACUUGAAGCUAGAGGCUGAGUCGCGCUCAAAAUUUAAGGCGUAUGCUGCUGCUGGCACAGUAAACCAGAAUUAUGCAAAUAUUCUAUUGAUGCUUUUGCGCCUUCGCCAGGCUUGUGACCAUCCGCUUCUUGUUAAAGGAUUUAAUUCUGAAUCUGUUGGAAAGUAUUCCAUAGAGAUGGCAAAGAGACUCCCUAAAGAUAUGGUGAUCAAUUUAUUGGAUCUUUUGGAGACAUCCUUGGCCAUCUGUCGUGUGUGCAGUGACCCGCCAGAGGAUGCUGUUGUUACUAUGUGUGGUCAUGUGUUUUGCUAUCAGUGUGUAUCUGAAUAUUUGACGGGUGAUGAGAAUAUGUGUCCAGCACCUGAAUGUAAAGAACAACUGGGGGAUGAUGUCGUAUUUUCUGGAGCUACUCUAAGAAGUUGUCUUUCUGAUGCUCUUGACAGUAAUUCCUUAAAUUCUUCUCAGCUGGAGAGUUCUCUAGUUCUGGAGGAUGGGUAUAGUUCUUCUAAAAUUAGGGCUGUUAUCAAGAUUCUGCAAUUGCAUUGCAAAUCAAAAACUUCAGUUUCGGAACCGUGUUGUUCUACUGGAUGCAAUGGAAAUUCCCCGUCUUCAGGCACUAGUGCGGCCAAACGCAUGAUGGAGGAUUCAGCCUCCCUGAGUGAAGGACCAGAAAAGGCUAUUGUUUUCUCCCAGUGGACUAGCAUGCUGGAUUUAGUUGAGAUUUCUUUGAAUCAGUCUUGUAUACAGUACAGGAGACUUGAUGGCACAAUGACUCUGGCUUCAAGAGAUAGAUCUGUCAGAGAUUUCAACACUGAUCCCGAGGUGACUGUUCUGCUAAUGUCAUUAAAAGCAGGAAAUCUUGGUUUGAACAUGGUUGCCGCUUGUCAUGUUAUCCUUCUCGACCUUUGGUGGAAUCCAACUACUGAAGAUCAGGCCAUUGACCGAGCUCAUAGAAUUGGUCAGACUCGCCCUGUAACUGUCGCCAGGCUUACAAUUAAAGAUACUGUUGAAGAUCGAAUAUUAGCUCUCCAGGAAGAAAAAAGGAAAAUGGUUGCAUCUGCAUUUGGUGAAGAUCAAACUGGGGGGUCUGGAUCACGUCUAACAGUAGAAGACCUGAAAUAUCUAUUUAUGGGCUAAUGAAUAGCCCUAAAAGUUCUUGCGCUCGCACUGUGCCCAGUUUGUGUAGAAAGGAAGUUUUGAGGGAAUCAUAUAGUAAUGAAGAGUACAAUCAAAUGAUGAAAUUAUGGCUGCUGUGGCACUUGGAAAAUGUUUUUGGCCAUCCCAACAGUAAGAUAUAGGUGUUUUGGGACCUGUAGAGGCUUUCUUUUUCUUUCUUUUUUGAAAGUUUUUUGUCGCCACCGUAUCUGGGGAUAGCCAGCCAAAAUCAUCUGUAAAUACUCUAAAUAAUUAUUUAGGCAAAAAUCAUCUGUAAAUACUCUUAAUUAAUUAUUAAUAUAUGCUGGACAUUAGUUUUCUGCA